Molecule: messenger RNA, 1102 nt
Organism: Linepithema humile (Argentine ant)
Lineage: Eukaryota; Metazoa; Arthropoda; Insecta; Hymenoptera; Formicidae
Source: RefSeq, a predicted model, not a curated record
AGAUGAGGGAAAGAAGAACAGAAGUGAGAAUGAAAGUAAGAAUGAGGAGCAAAAGAGAGAAAAUAUGGAAGAUGCAUUGAUGAAAAAAGAGGAGGAAGACAGCAGAUAGAUGAAGAAAUAAAAAAGGAAAAAAAUGACAAAGAACAGGAUGAAGGAAAUAUAGAAAAAAUAGAAGAGGUCAGAGAAGAAGUGAAGGAAGAGUAGAAAAAAAUGACGAAAAACUAUUUAACAACCGAUGAUAACUGAAUCGACUGAGGAAAUGUUUGUUUUGGGUUAUAGCUUUUCAUUUUAGUUGUACUGCGGUGACUGUGCCAGCCAGUAAUUUUAACCAAAAAUUUGUCUAACUAACCAAUUUUUAAAAAGUAUAAGAUUAGCUAAAGUAACACAAGUCAUAUUACUCAUAUUGAAUGAAAGAAACAAAAAUAAAAUAUGGCAUCCACAUCUAAAAAGCAAGGCAGUGGUGCUAUCCGUAAGAGGAAUACGAAAAAAAUUGAACUAACAGAUGAGAAGGAAGCAGAUAUAAAAGAAGCUUUUGAUUUGUUUGAUCCGGAUAGCACUGGAAAAAUUGCCACUAAGGAGCUUAAAGUUGCCAUUAGGGCGCUAGGAAUUGAACCAACAAAAGAGGAAUUGAAGAGACUCACAGCAGAUGUUGAUCCAGAGAACACUGGCAAAUUUUCUUACGAAGAUUUCUUGAAUAUAAUGACAGUGAAAAUGUCAGAGAAAGAUAUGAAAGAAGAUGUAUUAAGAGCUUUCCGUCUUUUCGAUGAUGAUGAUACAGGAAAGAUAUCUUUUAAAAAUUUGAAGAGAGUUGCUCAAGAAUUGGGAGAGGAUCUGACAGAUGAGGAAAUACAAGAAAUGAUUGAUGAGGCAGAUAAAGAUGGCGAUGGAGAGAUAUCACAAGAGGAAUUUUUGAGAAUCAUGAAAAAAGCAUGUUUAUAUUAAGUUAUUAAAUAAGAUAUUACUAUAAUCUUAUAUCACAUUAAGCAUAAUUUAUUAAAUACUAUUUAUUAAAUUAAAUAUGUGUAAAGUUAUUUUUUAUAAAUGGUGUAUUUGUGUGAACAUUUAAUAAUGUGCUAUUAAGGUGUGAAAAAAUAAUAAAAAU